AUGUCGUCCAAACUGUAUUCCUAUCGUCCACCUACCCCGACGCGCUCUCCCCUUUUUAAGAGUCCUUCGGAGACUGUUCCCCCGACAGAUGAUCUUGAAGAGCUGCAGAAAGAGCUUAAAUCACUUCGGCAGAAGUCAUUGGAACGUCUCAAGAAGGCCGGAGAUGACUUGAAGACUAUCGAGGAAUCUAUGAGGCGAAUCAAGGAGAAAGAGAAAGGCAAGGCAAAGGCGGUAGAGAAGGUGAAGCGUGAACGCCCUUUUACCCCAGCUUUGGAUGGGGACGAACGUGAUAUUUCUCCCUCUGUCAAUGGCUCUGUAAGGGCUCGAGCACCAUCGAUACCAGUUUCUUCCUUCCCUCCCUCUUCUAGGGCAUCACUGGACCCUCGAAGAUCAAUACCGGACGAUAUCAAGAAAAAAAAGAAGAAACGUAAACGAGAGGAAGAUAGUGACCUCGAGCAGGGUAAUCUACAGAGACCUUCCAUAGAGACCGUGAUUCAGAUCCUUCGUACAGAUUCCGGCCGCGCUGUGAAAACUUUGCCAGGCCCUUCUCUCAGUGUCCCUCUCAAAACAUCGAAGUCACUGGGAUUUGUGGCAAAUCACGUGAAGUCUUCAUUCGCACCCGACUUCACACUUCCGCCCUCCACAGUACUACUACCCACCCGUCCUCCGAUACCCCCCGCGCCCAUUGCCGGUCCCAGUAAUGCAACGGAUGUCACCGAAGAUUUCAGUAAGCUCAAACCGCCAGCACAGACUCCCGUCAAUACCUUCUACUCAAGCAUUGAGCCUUGGAUCCGAGGGAUUAAAGAGGAGGACGUUGGUUUUCUUGAGUUUACUGCGGAUGAAGUCGAGCCUUAUGUGAUACCGAAAUUGGGCAGGCAUUAUUUGGAAGUAUGGGAGGAUACCGAUAUGGCCAUGUAUGGUGGGCCAUUGCCUGGCUUUUCGUCUGGUCGAUUGGGUGAGAGCUCGACGUCAGCACCGAAAUGGGACCCAUCGACCCUGAUGGAGGCGGACCUGUUAACGGAGGAGCGCAGUCACGGGCCCUUGACUGAGCGAUUAAUGAGUGCCCUUUUGCCAAUGCCAGAUUCGACAGUGUGGAAGGGCGUCAAGGCUGCCGAGGACGCUAUGGAGGGAAGGCCAGGCGGAACUGGUGCUGCAGCUGCGAAGCGGGAGAAAGUUAAUGUAGUUGAUUUGGAGGAGAGGGUUCAAGACACGAUGCGGUUUCAUGGGUUACUCCAUGAGCCGCCUGAUUUUUCGACGAAAGUAGACGACCCAAUUGCCACAGCUCUCAGGCAUGCUCAGCGUCAAUUACGGACCGUGGUGGCCAUGAACAAGGCCAGGAAAGAACGUCUUGCUGCUAUUGCUCGUGAUCGGCUCGGUUAUCAAGAAUAUCUGGACCUCCGUUCCGCCCUUGAUAAAAGCAUCACGAGCGCCUACUCGAAAGUCCAGAAGAAAGAUGAGCCGAAGCUGAAUAAAAAGAAAAAGAAAAUAUCAGAGGUCAACGGGACCGUGAACGGGAUCACUUCUGGUGCCAGCGCGCCUAAACCUUCACCUGCAGCACUUGGACUCGGUCCGGAUGAUGAUCUUCAUCUUGUGGUGCCAGAUCACUUGCAGCAACUCGUGGAGACCCGGCGGCAGUGGGUGGCAAGUGUCGGGGGGGUUUUUGAUGAGAAGGAGAGGGAGUGUCCUGGUCGAAUAUGGGGCCUUCCGCGACGGAGCAUUUAUGAAGGGCUUGAAGAUGCUAUCCGCCACGAUCUGGCUCGGUCGUUACAUCCACGUAGUACUGCAUCAGAUCAACGGACUACCCAAGGGAAUGGAGAUGAGAUGGAUGUUGGAUGA
This is a messenger RNA of Suillus plorans, 1836 nucleotides long. RefSeq names its product histone acetyltransferases subunit 3-domain-containing protein. Lineage: Eukaryota; Fungi; Basidiomycota; Agaricomycetes; Boletales; Suillaceae. The transcript is spliced from 5 exons. Gene Ontology annotation, biological process: regulation of transcription by RNA polymerase II. Bases 1 to 1836 code for a protein of 611 amino acids. Gene Ontology annotation, cellular component: SAGA complex. The record is from RefSeq and is a predicted model, not a curated record. Gene Ontology annotation, molecular function: transcription coactivator activity.